UGUGACAAAGGCACCAAAGUAUCAAGCUGAAAAAGAAAUAAACGGUUCGAUUCGACUGCAGAAGUUUAACAUUUUAAACUAUGGAACAAUUUUAAUUAUCUUUGAUCUCCAGCAAGAACAACAGGAACGGCAAAAGAAGCAACAGCAGCAGCACAAAGCAGAACUAGUUAUGUCGUCAGCGUUUGAAACGCUUUUGGAAGCGGCUCGAUUUAUUGAGCUACAAGAACAACGUGAACGUUUAACGUCAACGUCUUCGACAGCAUCAUCGCUUUCUACGUCUCCGCACAGCAAUAGCCGCUACCAUUACCAAUCAAACUAUGCAAGCCAUCAAUCGUUGGUCACAACACCGCCAGCUUCACCACUUUCUGAUAUUCCACGAAGUCAUAUUGACUACAUCAGUUCCAAUGGUACAACUAUCACCCGCAACGAAGAGCCAUUUCCACAACAACGCGAUGACAUCAAUGCCGAACAGGCAAUCAAAUUGUCAAAUUCAAGUGAAUGCAUUCUAUCAAGAAAAUCCGAUCGUUUUCAAUUGCAUCAACCGUAUCCAAUGUUGAUGCAACGAGAUCGAUUGUCAUAUAAUAAACCAAUGCCAUCACAACAUGAUUGUCAUUUGGUUAAAUCGAAAUCUUUGUCACCACUUGAAUCACAUGCACAGCAAAGACCAAAAGCAAAUUACUUUGUCAGCGAUGCAAUGCAUAUUGCACGUAGCCGAAGCACAUCUUUAACAUUAAAGCCAUUUACAACAUCCAACUAUGCAAUAAAAACAGGUGAAGACUCAUCCCAGUCAAGCUUAAAUUUGAGCGCAUCAAGCGGCUAUUUGAGCGGCAGCAGUGCAAACUCCAGCAAUUUAAAUCUGAGCGGACGCUCAUCGUCGUCAUCCAUGAAUGGAUCAACACACCAUAUUUCAAACGGAAAUGGCGUGCUUACUAUUCAUUCAAAUGGAAAUCAUGUAAAUGGCGAUCAAACGACGAACAAUCACGUGUUCUAUGAAAAGUCGCCAAUAAUUAAUGGAUACGUAGAUAAACGUAAUGGCAACAGCAGCUCGAAUGGGACACACCACUUGCAGCAAUCUCCACCACAAGCUGUCCAACAGCAAACUCUUACGCCACAGGCAACAAACAGUAGGCGCCGUACAAUUAGUUCAAAUAGCAAUGGUGGUACACAACGUAGCGCCUCCAUUCAUAGGGCCGGUACACGAGAAGUGCACAACAAAUUGGAGAAAAAUCGACGAGCACAUCUCAAAGAAUGUUUUGAACAAUUGAAGCGUCAACUCCCGCAAAUGCAAGAAGAGAAAAAGACGUCAAACCUAUUGAUACUGUCAAAUGCAAGCAAAUACAUUUCGCAAUUGAAGCGAAAGGAAAAAGAAUUUGAACAUGAGAUGGAACGUUUGGCCAAAGAGAAAAUUGCCAAGCAAGAAAAGCUCGAAGUGUUGCGCCAUCAAAUGUCCACACGUUUCGAUAACAUGCAUAGUACAAUUCAAUUGCCGGACAAUGAGAGCAACGGCAUUCGGGAAAGAGUGCCAUCAGAGUCAUUAAGCGAGCAAUCGUUGCCAAGCCGUGUCAGAUAUGGCUCAACAAGCUCACUAUCGAGUGCCGCUACUGCAUCUUCACCAUGCGCAGCUGGUGUUCCUUCGCAGUCGGCAUCUACAAUUUCGCCUGUGAUAACGACCACAAGUACAAUCCUAAAUGCAUCAUCAUCGUCGCCGUCACCGAAACGAGCUCACUCGUCAAGCCCAAUAUCGGCGUCGACCGUAAAUAUGCAUUCAGCCAUCACAGAAAAAUAUGUUAAAUUUGUAGAUUCUCCAAAAAUCUUACCAAAUGGUCUCACUGCCAUUUCAAAUGGCUUAAAAGCGCACAAUCCACCGAUUGCCAUCAAUUUAUCUACGUCUGAUGGAAUUUCACCGGCGCUAUUGAAUGCAUCAAAUGCAGCUGCGGCAAUGCCAUUGAAUUUGGUUCAUCAGCCAAUCACAAAUGGCAUUUCAACGAAUCAAUCAAUUCGAACGAUCACCGCCGCCAAUUCGAAUGGAUUGCAAAUAAUAAGCAGUACACCAAGUGUAACAAAUGGAAAGAAUGGCAUUCGCCAUCAAGACCAUCAUAAUUCCAAAGAACAAAUCAAGAAAAUCGAAACGAUUUCAACUUCCUCGGAACCACCGACUAAGGUUAUCAAGCUGAUAAAUGGCAAUGGCAUUACAUUGGCAUCGGUCGACAAAGAGACAAAACUGAUUCCAUCGACACAAUUAACAUUGUCACAAGUGGUUGUCAGUCAAAUUCCAUUGCUGGCGCCGACUCAGACACUGCGUGUCAUUGGUGCACCAAAUGGCGUUGCCACCAUUGAGUUGAGCAAUUCAAACGCCAUCAAAGGACGCACACCAGUCCAAAAUCAGCAACAUUCUUUGCCGAACGGUACAAAUGGAGCUCAUUUGCACAAAUUUCUUGUGAGUGGUGCAUCAACAAAUUUAACCGCACCAGUGAUUACGUCGACCUUUGUUAAUGGCACGAUGACCAAUGGUACAUCUGAAUUGGCCCGUUUACCUGGCGGUGCUGAAUUAAAUGCCAUUCUACCGCCGAAUACAAACGGCACAACUCUUUAUCGCAGCAACGGACAAUUGGCGAUUAUCAAAGGAGCUGAAACAAACCAAUCAAAUCGAGCAGUUCAUAUGGUUACACCGCUACAGCAAACAACAACCACACCGAUCGUUAUAUCGUCACAGGGACAAAGCAGCAAUAACAUAGCACACCACAUUAUUGCCAGCAAUCUUUCAUUUACAUAAGUUGUAAAUGAUCAAAAAAAAAACAAAAAUACAAACCGCAAGGGAAAUAUUGUAAAAUCACUCAACUAACGCAACACACACACACACAUUUACCCAAAUACAAACUCACACAUACAAAGUAAGAACGAGGAGAGAUGCAGAGCAUGAAAAUUCAGUAAAUAAAGAGAUGAUUGAUUGCAUCUCUAUGCGGAGAUAUAUUGUGAGUUCCGGUAGUCGAAAUUGAUUGAUUUCGAUUUGCGGAUAUAUUCAAUAUGUUUCGGUUUUUGAGAUAUGUACAUAAAAAAACAGAUUGUAAACUUUUUGCAACAGAUUGAAAUAUUCACACUUCAUGUAUGUGCACAUAUUCAGAAAAGAAAAUGCUAAUUUUUAAUAUU
This is a messenger RNA of Contarinia nasturtii (swede midge), 3147 nucleotides long. RefSeq names its product probable GPI-anchored adhesin-like protein PGA55 (gene Mnt). Lineage: Eukaryota; Metazoa; Arthropoda; Insecta; Diptera; Cecidomyiidae. The coding region runs from base 170 to 2773 and encodes 867 amino acids. Gene Ontology annotation, biological process: regulation of transcription by RNA polymerase II. Gene Ontology annotation, molecular function: RNA polymerase II cis-regulatory region sequence-specific DNA binding; DNA-binding transcription factor activity, RNA polymerase II-specific; protein dimerization activity. The record is from RefSeq and is a predicted model, not a curated record. The transcript has 11 exons.